AUGUCAGAAGGAAAGUUGGAAAAACCUGAACAAGAUUUCACCUCAGCCGUCGAUGAGCAAUUGCCAGAAACUGAGAAGCUAGCUAAGCAAGGGCUUUUGCCUCAAGCUCUGGAACAGUUGCUGGCGCUAGAAAAACAAACUCGACAGGCCGCGGAUCUCUCCUCUUCCACCCGUGUUUUAAUUCACAUAGUUAAAUUAUGCCAUCAAUCUGGAAAUUGGAAAUUGUUGAACGAAUAUAUCACAUUGCUUUCAAAGAAGCAUGGGCAAUUGAAACAAGCUAUCACAAAGAUGGUACAAGAAACCAUGGGAUAUCUUGACAGCACACCUGAUCAGGAAACAAAAUUGGAAUUAAUUGACACAUUACGCACGGUGACAGAAGGAAAAAUCUAUGUUGAAGUUGAACGUGCUCGUUUAACACGUUGGUUAUCAAAAAUUAAAGAGGAUGAGGGCAAUAUUAAUGAAGCUGCAGACAUAUUACAAGAGUUGCAGGUUGAAACAUUUGGUUCAAUGGAAAAAAGGGAAAAAACUGAUUUCAUAUUGGAACAAAUGCGUUUAACCCUUGCCAAGAGAGAUUACACACGAAUGCUAAUCAUCAGUAAGAAAAUCAACACCAAAUUUUUCACUGAUGUUGAGCAACAGGAUUUGAAACUCCGUUAUUACGAGUUAAUGAUUCAACACGCAUUACACGAAGAACAAUAUCUAAACGUUUGCAAAUAUUGGCGUAAUGUAUACGAUACUCCUUCGAUCAAAGAAGAUGAAACUAAAUGGAAAGAAGUUUUACAAAAUGUUAUUUAUUUUAUUGUGCUUUCACCUUAUGAUAACGAGCAACACGAUCUAUUGCAUCAAUUAUACGGAACUGCAUUAAGACAAACUCCUGUCUUUGCGUUGGGUGAUGAGGCUGGUGAGAAGCGUUGGCAAGAGUUACAUAAACGUGUGAUCGAGCAUAAUAUUCGCGUGGUCGCCAAAUAUUACACACGUGUCAGAACAAAAAGAUUAACACAAUUGUUAGAUCUUAACGAAGAGGAUACUGAAGAAUUUCUUUCCAAGCUCGUUGUUUCAAAGACUAUUUAUGCCAAAAUCGAUCGGCCUGCGGGAAUAGUUUCUUUUGCAUCUCCCAAAGAUGCAAACCAAGUACUUAACGACUGGUCAAAUAAUAUUAAUUCAUUAUUAGGUUUAAUUGAAAAAACAUGUCAUUUAAUUACAAAAGAGGAAAUGCUACAUAGCAUUGCUAGGGUGAAGUGA
Messenger RNA from Dentiscutata erythropus, 1242 nucleotides. The record is from the annotation of a GenBank genome assembly. Lineage: Eukaryota; Fungi; Glomeromycota; Glomeromycetes; Diversisporales; Gigasporaceae.